Molecule: messenger RNA, 789 nt
Organism: Ostertagia ostertagi
Lineage: Eukaryota; Metazoa; Nematoda; Chromadorea; Rhabditida; Trichostrongylidae
Source: the annotation of a GenBank genome assembly
AUGUUUUUUCCAAGCGGUUUCCUGAAUACGAAAUUUGAGCUUGUAAUUCGCUUCGAAAAUGGUCCCGUCGCUGUUGACAACGAAGGUUCUUCCUAUUCAGGACCGAAUCAUGUGACAGUGAAGCUACCACAAGCUGCAAGGGUCGGCGUGAUUCCGGAAGACCCUGUGUCACAUGAAAGCCCUCCUGAACUUUCCGUGCAUAACAACCAGGACGUGAAUGACUCUUCAUCCGGUGAUGCAGCACCUUUGUGUGGAAGUAGUAAAGAGUUGAGUUUCAGAGUACUUUUAUACAGUCGACGUUUUGCUAAUUUAGUCCUACAGCAACCAAACGGAGUGGAGAAGGACAGUGGGCCUGUGUGUGCCAAAAGUGAAUCGAAUGAUCUCGUUAACUGCAAUGGCGGUAACGGAGGGAUCAAACCUGUGUGUGCUAAUGCAGUGUCUCCACGUGGGAAGAAUGUGUAUACCGUAAACGAUGGGGCCCUUCAACAGCAUCCUAAACCCUACGAAGUGGAGAAAAAUCCUCCCCACAUCCAUGACAAUAUUGGCUGGUCAAACCGUCAUAUGAAAUGGAGGGGUCGUAGACGCAGUCCCAGUUUCUACAACACGCAUCAUGACCAUCGUCAAUGGACCGACUACCGGCGACAUUAUCUUCCUCUGAAGCCCAAUGAAGAGCGAUAUAAUCGCACAUAUAGAGAUUUCUCGGACGAAGGUCACUCUUUUCCCAACCACAUGACUACGAAUCAGCGUUGGUGGAGAAGAACUUACAAUAGUUGUUAUCGUAGAUACUAA